Messenger RNA from Lactuca virosa, 1059 nucleotides. The record is from the annotation of a GenBank genome assembly. NCBI's taxonomy places the organism in Eukaryota, Viridiplantae, Streptophyta, Magnoliopsida, Asterales, Asteraceae.
AUGGAAAGUAGCGAUCAUGACAAGAACAAGGCAUUCCCCAUAGGUGAAACACCACAAGAAACAAGCUCAUUGAAUGUUCCUAAAUCGUAUGAAAUCUCACCAACAAAUAGAGCUAGUUUGAACCCUGAAAUUGCGGAUGUGGUGCUUAUUGACUUGGCGGGACUUGACGAUCCUCUUAAGCGACCCAUAAUUGUGAAAGAAAUCGGAAAUGCUUGUCGUGAGACUGGGUUUUUUCAAAUAAUCAACCAUGGGAUACCAGAAAUGGUGCUCAACAAUGCAGUAGAAACUGCAUUCAACUUCUUUAACUUACCAACAAACGAGAAGGAAAAAUACAUGUCGAAUGAUGUCCACAAACCAGUUCGUUAUGGGACUAGCAUAAAGGAUGGAGAGGACAAAAUUCAGUUCUGGAGGGUUUUUCUUAAACUGUAUGCUCAUCCUCUGAGUGAAUGGAUCGAACAAUGGCCUAGUAACCCACCCGAAUACAGAGAAAAGACGGGAGAUUAUGCUAUGAAAACAAGACUUUUAGCAAUUAAGAUAAUAGGAGCCAUAACUGAAAGCCUUGGGAUUGGCCCAAAAUAUCUUGAAAGCAAAAUGGAAGAUGGGAUGCAAGUGCUAGCAGUUAAUUGCUACCCAAAAUGCCCUGAACCACAUCUUGCAUUAGGGUUGCCACCUCAUUCGGAUUACAGUUGCAUUACCAUAGUUCUUCAUAGUUCAUGUGGACUUGAGAUCAUGGAUGCUACAGAUGGCACAUGGCGAUUGGUUCCUGAUGUACACGGGGCCCUCCAAGUCCACAUAGGUGACCAUGUGGAGGUACUUAGCAAUGGAUUAUACAAAAGCAUGGUGCAUAGGGUUACAGUCAACAAUGAGAAGACUAGGGUUUCCAUUGCAAGUCUCCAUAGCAUGGGGAUUGAUGAGAAAAUGGAAACUGCUGAAAAACUUAUUACAGAUGAACAUCCUAAAAAUUAUAAGGAAAGCAGUUUCAGGGAUUUUCUCAAUUUUCUCUCAAGCAAUGACAUCACUGAUGGAAAAAGCUUCAUUGAAUCACUCAAAAUCAAUUAG